CGUCUCUAUGUCUCGCACACCCUCUCGACGUGGAACUCGCGUGUCUUUGAGUUUGGCAGCGUCCUCUAUCUCGCCUCCAUCUUCCCCGGGACUUUGAUGCCGCUAUCAGUCUACGCCCUGGCGCGCGGCGCCGCUGCGAUCGCGCUGUCAUCGUGGGUUGGCCAGUACAUUGACCGCGAGGACCGUCUCAAGACGGUGAGGCUGUCAAUUGUUUCGCAACGGCUCGCUGUUGCUACUUCGUGUGCCAUCUUCCUCGUCCUGAGCAGAGUCCAGAACCUUUCUGAUGGGCUACGAACUGGCCUAUUAGCGCUGCUAGUCUUCAUGGCUUGCAUUGAGAAACUAGCCGCCAUCAUGAACCUGGUGUCAGUUGAGAGAGACUGGACACUAUCUAAUUUGUUGAUAGCAAUGAACUCCCAAAUGAGACGCAUUGACCUUAUUUGUAAGCUUCUUGGGCCGUUCUUCAUUGGUAUAAUGGAUGGCAUCUCUACGGAAACGGCCAUAUUUGUCAACCUAGGAAUGAACUGCACCUCGGUCGUUGUCGAGUACAUUACUAUUGCUCGAGUAUACUAUCAAGUACCGGAGCUACAGCAUCCAAAGACGAUACCCACAAUUGCAACACACAAUGACGAGAAUCCCCAACAGCCUACCCAAGGACCAUGGACGUUAUUGAAGAAUGCUGUCAAGAAGUCCUACCAAGACCUGCGCCUUUACUUCAAGCACCCAGUCUUUAUCCCUUCCUUCGCAGGGGCACUUCUAUACUGCACAGUCUUGUCUUUCGGUGGUGUCAUGGUGACUUAUCUACUAUCGAGCGGCUACACUCCGACACAAAUUGCCGUUGCAAGGACAGUCUCGGUGGCAUUCGAGGUCUUGGCCACCUGGAUCGGACCGUGGUUGAUGACCAAGAUUGGCCCUGUUCGUGCCGGUCUCUGGUUUUCAAGCUGGCAGUUGGGCUGCUUGGCCGUCGGUAUCUCCAUCUUCUGGGGGUACACAGACAACGUCCUUAUAUCAACUCUUGGUCUUGUAUGUGGCUCGAUGCUUAGUCGAGUAGGACUAUGGGGGUUUGAUCUGUCAGCUCAGAUCAUAAUUCAGGAGGAGGUUGAAGCAGAGAAUCGGGGAGCCUUUUCUGCUGUGGAAGCCAGCUGGCAGAACCUGUUUGAAAUGUGUUCGUACACGUCGACAAUCAUCUUCUCGUCUCCUGACCAGUUCCACAACCCGACGGCACUCAGCGUCGCAGCAGUCUUUUGCGCCUGGGCCCUGUACAGCCGGUUUGUGAGAAAGAGACGGGGACAUCUCAUCCACUGGCCAGCAUGCAUG
Messenger RNA from Fusarium vanettenii 77-13-4, 1314 nucleotides. RefSeq lists its product as uncharacterized. The record is from RefSeq and is a predicted model, not a curated record. NCBI's taxonomy places the organism in Eukaryota, Fungi, Ascomycota, Sordariomycetes, Hypocreales, Nectriaceae. The annotation marks the transcript as partial. Gene Ontology annotation, biological process: iron ion transmembrane transport. Gene Ontology annotation, cellular component: membrane. The transcript has 5 exons. Gene Ontology annotation, molecular function: iron ion transmembrane transporter activity.